AUGCUCAAGCGGCCAUUGCUUGCAAAAUUUUAUGGGCGAAAUUUGUUGUUGGGAGGAUCAUCGGAAGGAGCAAGGGUGCUUCAUCAUUUUAAACUAUUAUCAUUAAUUAAUAAUAAUAGUUUUAGACAUUUUUCAAUCGGAUCAAGAAAUUUACAGCAAGAAAAUUCAUCAUCACAAAAACCAUCCAUUGAAAAAACGUUGGAACAAGACUUUCCUUCUUUGAAAAAAUCCAGCAGCAAUGCAGCCUCUACUCAAGCUGGAAAGCCGAAAACUGUUUCUUCAUUUUUCAAAUCGCCAUUCAUUAAAACACAAGAUGAGAGGAAUCAAUAUCUAGGGACGUUCCGUGAAAUUAUUUCGGUGAGCUUGAAAGAAAUUCCGAAUUCUGUGGUUGCUAUUGCCACAAUUUUAUUUCUCCCUCUAGCGUUCGGCACAACCUCUUUCUAUUUCUCCUCUCUCCCUGCCUCCGUACUGCUCGAAUAUCAGCUUAAUUAUGCAAGCAUGCUGCUGAUUUUAUUUGGAUCUACCCAUUUAGGACUUGAAUUUGCAAAUUUUGUCAACAAAGAGAAAUUUAGAUCAUUUUUGGAGGCACAAAAAUCUGUAUCUCCGUUUACUCCAUCAAAACAGCAAGAGAACACUGUGCCUGUUGAUGUUGAAAAAGAAUUAGAGGCAAGAAAGACGUCACACAGCGUUGUUAGAGGAGUACUGUGUUCUCUUCCUCCAAUGGUUGGAUUUUUAUGCUUAUCGCUUCCUGUUCUUCAGUCAACCCUGCUUCUCUCUUUAACAUUUAUCGUUCUGUCCUAUUAUGAUGCCUAUUUAACUGCACGUGGGCUAGCUCCUCAAUGGUUUACCUCAUUGAAAAUUCCAUUCACAAUCAUCAUUGUAGCAACACUCAUCGUUUCCUUUUUCUUUUAUAUUGUUUAUGGAGCUAUGCAACAAUUUGAAAAGAGUACAGAGCAGGAAUUGGCCCAGUUCGAGAAAAAAUCAAGAGCACGGUCAAGAGAAGGAAUUGAUUUUCUUGCUGUUGCCGAAGCAAAGAAAAACAGAUUGAAAACAUUGUCCACACAAAGCCCAGACAAGCCUGAAUCUGAAUAA
Molecule: messenger RNA, 1092 nt
Organism: Naegleria lovaniensis
Lineage: Eukaryota; Heterolobosea; Eutetramitea; Acrasida; Naegleriidae
Exons: 1
Coding region: 1-1092 (363 amino acids)
Source: RefSeq, a predicted model, not a curated record